This is a messenger RNA of Clonostachys solani, 738 nucleotides long. NCBI's taxonomy places the organism in Eukaryota, Fungi, Ascomycota, Sordariomycetes, Hypocreales, Bionectriaceae. The record is from the annotation of a GenBank genome assembly.
AUGUCGAACACCAAAAAACGUGCGGCGGACGCUAACCCUCCGGCCAAGAAGGCGAAGAAGAGAAAGGGAAAUUUUGAGAAUAAUGAGUCGUUAGAUGCUGAGUUGGGAAUCAACACUCUCUUCUCGCGCAUGGACAGCCAGCUUCUGGCAGAUCACAUCGCUCAGAAAACGACACGGUUUGGGACAGAAUUGAGUCCCGUCGAACUCUCAGAUAUCUCAAUCACAGCCGGAUCCAUCACAGAUACCAGUUCGUGGCAGGAGCAGCGGAUUCUGACCAACCUUCCAGGCUUUCUGGAGCAAUUUUCAGAGGACAAGGAAGGUCUAAGUCGCUCGCCUAAGAAGAAGGGAUCGCCUCAUACUCUGAUUGUGGCAGGAGCUGGUCUGAGGGCUGCUGACAUUGUGCGUGCCGUGCGUAAGUUCCAAACCAAGGACAGUGCAGUCGUCAAGCUGUUUGCGAAACACAUGAAGAUCGAGGAGCAAAUUACCCUACUCAAGAGCAAGAAGACGGGAAUUGCUGUUGGCACGCCGGCGAGAUUGGCGGAUUUGAUUGAGAAUGGUGCGCUCUCAUUGGAGAAUUUGGAACGCCUGGUCGUUGAUGCAUCGCAUAUUGACCAAAAGAAGAGAGGCGUUAUGGACAUGAAGGAUACUAUGAUGCCACUUGCUCGCUUCUUAGCGAGGAAGGAGUUCAGGGAGAAAUACGCAGCCGAGGAGAAGCCACUUUCUUUACUAUUUUAUUAG